UUGACCCUGUAUGCGCAUGCGCACUGACUACUCUAGAAGCGUGUAUCAUGUCCUCAGUGUUAUAGACUGAGUGUCACUUUCAUGUUUAUGUGUUUGUGUGUUUGUGUGUUUGUGUGUUUAUGUUAUGAAAUCGAACAUUUUGUACGCGAGUAAGAUAAAAUGCUGCAGUUUCCGGCUACAUUACUGAGCUCAGGUGUGUUAAAGUGUGUGUGCAGGAGUGUGUCGUCCAAAACUGGUGGAUGGAAGCCCAAGAAAAUCCCUGAGAGAUCCCUGGGACAGCCGAGUCCCUUCACACACCCUCACCUCAUCAAACCGGGAGAGGUGACUCCCGGUGUGACUCAGACGGAGUAUGAGCUGCGUCGGCAUAGUCUGGCAUCCCUGGUUAAGUCCCGUGUCCCCGACUCGUCCCACGUCCUCAUUGUCCUGUCUCAUCCGGUGCGCUACAUGACCAAUGACAUCCCGUACCCGUUCCACCAGAACCAGGACUUCCUGUACCUGACCGGUGUGCUGGAGCCUGACUGCGCCCUCGUUAUGUACGGCUCUCCCCGUCCUGACCGCACCCUGCUCUUCGUCCCACCCAGAGACCCUGCCCGGGAAUUAUGGGAUGGCCCGAGGUCGGGGAGAGACGGAGCUGCUGCUCUCACUGGCAUCCAGACUGUCCACAGCAUCGAGGAGCUCGGCUCUGUCCUCAAAGCCGUUAAAGGACCUGUGUUGUGGUAUGACGGUUCUCAGCCGGCUCAUUCUCAUCUCCAUCAGACCCAUGUGCGCCCCCUGCUGGAGGGACAGGUGUCGGUUCGCCCCCUGCGGUCACUCAUACACACUCUCCGGGCGAUGAAGAGUCCCGCUGAGGUGGAGCUGAUGAAGCAGGCAGGAAGCAUCACAGCACACGCUUUCAGGAAAACCAUGGCCUCGUGCCAAGGGGACGUUGACGAGGCGCUGAUCCACGCUAAGUUUGAUUUCGAGUGCCGAGCGCACGGUGCCAACUUUUUAGCAUAUCCUCCGGUGGUUGCUGGAGGAAAACGGGCGAACACGCUACACUACAUCAACAACAACCAGAUCAUCAAGGACGGAGAAAUGGUGUUGUUGGAUGGAGGAUGUGAAUAUUUUGGCUAUGUCAGCGAUGUCACACGCACAUGGCCUGUGAGUGGAAAGUUCACUGAGCUUCAGCAGUGUGUGUAUGAGGCCGUGUUGGAGGUCCAGUUGGCCUGCUUGUCUCUGUGUGUUCCUGGAGUCAGUCUGGAUCAUAUUUACUCGUCCAUGCUCACACUGCUGGGCAAACAGCUGCUGCAGCUCGGUGUGUUACCCCACGGCACCAACCACGCUGACGCUCUCAAGGCUGCACGGCGUUACUGUCCCCAUCAUGUGGGACAUUACCUGGGUAUGGACGUUCAUGACACACCUGAGCUGUCUCGCUCUCAGCCCCUGCAGGCCGGCAUGGCUAUCACCAUCGAGCCUGGUCUGUACUUCAGUGAGGAUGACGAGUCGUGUCCGCAGCACUUCCGAGGUCUCGGUGUGCGCAUAGAAGAUGACGUGGUGAUAAGAGAACAAGGUGGUCCCCUGAUCCUGUCUGCACACACUCCAAAAUCAGUGUGUGACGUAGAAAUGGCCUGUGCACAGGUGGAGGGAUAAAAGUGUGCUCACCUUUAGUGUUCACUACUGUCCAUCAAGCACACCCUCGUCUCAGGAAUCGGCAUCUAGGACACGGAUGAUGACUGGAGACGUCGUAACUCACUGACAGUGUGCACCGUGUGUGUGUGUGCGUGUGUGUGUGUGUGUGUAUGUGUGUAAAAAUAUGAAUGUGAAUGACCUCUCCUGGUUGGACUCUUUUAUUGGAAGUGUUUUUUCCAGUCACAUUAAAAUUUUAACAUUAAGAUA
Molecule: messenger RNA, 1875 nt
Organism: Tachysurus fulvidraco (yellow catfish)
Lineage: Eukaryota; Metazoa; Chordata; Actinopteri; Siluriformes; Bagridae
Gene: xpnpep3
Product: X-prolyl aminopeptidase 3, mitochondrial
Exons: 10
Coding region: 160-1629 (489 amino acids)
Cellular component (GO): mitochondrion
Molecular function (GO): manganese ion binding; metalloaminopeptidase activity
Source: RefSeq, a predicted model, not a curated record